AUUUCGCCGUCUUUACCCACGCAAACCCUAGUUGGAGCUCAGGAGGAAGAUCUGCCGCCGCAGAGGAACCGAAGCAGAAGCAGAAAAUGGAGGCUGCGAGAACUGUGAAAGAUGUCUCUCCUCACGAGUUCGUCAAGGCCUACGCCGCUCACCUCAAGCGCUCCGGGAAGAUGGAGCUUCCUCACUGGACUGACAUUGUGAAGACUGCAAAAUUCAAGGAGCUUGCCCCAUAUGACCCUGAUUGGUACUACAUUAGAGCUGCUUCUAUGGCUAGGAAAAUCUACCUUAGAGGCGGUCUUGGUGUUGGUGCUUUUCAGAGGAUAUAUGGAGGGAGCCAGAGGAACGGGAGUCGCCCACCCCAUUUCUGCAAGAGCAGUGGAGCCAUUGCACGACACAUCCUCCAGCAAUUGCAGAACAUGAACAUUGUUGACUUUGACUCCAAGGGUGGGAGGAAAAUCACAUCAAGUGGCCAGAGAGAUCUUGAUCAAGUUGCCGGAAGGAUUGUUGCGGUGGUUGCUCAAUGAGAGAGAGAAAAUCGAGUGCCUUUAUGCGUACAUUAAAUACUCUGGAUUUAUAGUAGUAGUUGUUUUGGAUGAGAAGAGUAUAUUUGGAGUACUGUUAAAAUCAAUUUUCUGCUUGGUUGCAUGGUGCCCCUACGUUGAACAUUGGCUGUUUGUUAUUUUUGGAUUCAUUGUUCUUGUUGACUCGUGUUUUUUCAAUUUUCCGUAGUUCCAAAACCGUUUUUAUUUUGGUGUUAUUCUA
Molecule: messenger RNA, 762 nt
Organism: Camellia sinensis
Lineage: Eukaryota; Viridiplantae; Streptophyta; Magnoliopsida; Ericales; Theaceae
Product: small ribosomal subunit protein eS19x
Biological process (GO): ribosomal small subunit assembly; translation
Cellular component (GO): ribosome; cytosolic small ribosomal subunit
Molecular function (GO): RNA binding; structural constituent of ribosome
Source: RefSeq, a predicted model, not a curated record